Molecule: messenger RNA, 2685 nt
Organism: Emericellopsis cladophorae
Lineage: Eukaryota; Fungi; Ascomycota; Sordariomycetes; Hypocreales; Bionectriaceae
Product: 26S proteasome regulatory subunit rpn-1
Exons: 4
Coding region: 1-2685 (894 amino acids)
Biological process (GO): regulation of protein catabolic process; proteasome-mediated ubiquitin-dependent protein catabolic process
Cellular component (GO): proteasome complex; proteasome regulatory particle, base subcomplex; nucleus
Molecular function (GO): enzyme regulator activity
Source: RefSeq, a predicted model, not a curated record
AUGGCUCAAGAUAGCGAUGUGCCCAUGUCGGCCGACAAGGGCAAGGGUAAAGCUGUCGAAGAGCCCAAGAACGACAAGUCAGUCGCCAACGGGAAGAAAGAAGAUGAGGAAAAGAAGGAUGCUACUGGCGAGGAGCUGAAUGAAGAAGACCAGCAACUCAAGAAUGAGCUCGACAUGAUCGUGGAGCGCUUGACAGAAUCCAACACGCCACUAUACAAGCCCUCGCUAGAGGCCAUGAAGACCUCGAUCAAGACAUCGACCUCGUCCAUGACAGCAGUGCCCAAGCCGCUCAAGUUCCUCCGACCACACUAUGAGACUCUCACGAAAUUGUACGACGAAUGGCCCGCGGGCGAAGACAAGAAAUCUCUGGCAGAUGUGCUGUCGGUGAUUGGUAUGACAUUCUCGGACGAGGACAGGCAGGACACACUCAAGUACAGAUUGCUCGCGCCAUCGUCCGACAUUGCAUCGUGGGGUCACGAGUAUGUGCGGCACUUGGCCCUGGAGAUCGGCGAAGUCCACGCAAAGCGCCUAGCGGAAGACGAGCCGACCAAGGACCUCGUUGAUCUUGCAUUGAUUCUCGUACCCUUGUUCAUCAAGACCAACGCUGAAGCCGACGCUGUCGAUCUAAUGAGCGAGCUGGACAUCAUUGAGCUGCUUCCCGAGUAUGUCGACACCGAGUCCUAUCCCCGGGUUUGCUUGUACCUGGCGAGCAUGGUGAACCUGUUGACGUACCCCGACAACGAGACGUUCCUCCGGACGGCGCAUACGAUCUACAUGAAGAACAAGCAAUACACGCAGGCUAUGGUCCUGGCUAUCCGGUUGCACGACAGUGAACUCAUCAGCAAUGAUUACAACGAGGUCACAGAUCCCGCAUUGAAGUCUCAGUUGGCAUUCCUCCUCGCUCGUCAGAAGAUUGUUCUGGACGCCGAAGUUGAGGACCACGCCGAGAAUGAGUGCCUUGGCAACAUGAAGCUUUCCGAGUAUUUCAAGUCGCUAGGAGAAGAACUCAACAUUUUGGAGCCCAAGACCACAGAAGACAUCUACAAGAGCCAUUUGGAAAGCAGUCGUGUGGCCGGCAUGACGAACCUGGAUUCUGCGAAGCACAACCUUGCGGCUGCUUUUGUCAACGGGUUCGUGAACGCUGGUUUUGGAGAGGAUAAGAUGAUGCUGGUGGAAGAGGACCCGUGGGUUUGGAAGACCAAGGGUGAUGGCCAGAUGUCAACAGUGGCAUCCUUGGGCACCUUGCUCGCGUGGGACCUCGAAAACGGCUUGGACAAGAUCGAUCAGUACACCUACGCCACCGAGCCAGAGAUUCAGGCUGGCGCCGCGCUUGCCAUCGGUAUCAUGACCUCUGGUGUACAGUCAGAGGCCGAGCCGGCGAUUGCUCUUCUAACAGACUCUGACAGGCUUGACAACAGCAACUCGAUGAUCUCGACGGCAGCAAUUAUGGGUCUUGGCGUAUCUUAUGCUGGUGCGGGCAAGGAAGCAGUGCUCGAGCACCUGCUGCCCAAAAUCUCAGACUCUAGCCUUAGCAUGCAGACCUCGGCCAUGGCGGCUCUUUCGUGUGGUCUGAUCUACGUUGGCACGUCCAACCCAGAAAUCAGCCAGGCCAUUGUCGACACGCUGAUGGACGACGACCGCAAGGAUCAGCUUACAGACAAGUGGACUCGAUUCUUGGGUCUCGGUCUAGGACUACUGUUCUUUGGGCGGCAAGAAGAGGUCGACGUGAUCUUGGACGUUCUCAGAGUGAUAGAGCAUCCUAUGGCGAAAUCCACAGCUGUGCUGGCGGACAUUUGCGCCUGGGCCGGCACUGGUGCUGUGUUGAAGAUCCAGGAGCUGUUGCACAUCUGCAAUGAGCACCAAGAAGAGUCGGACGAGAAGAAGGGCGACGAGCUGCUGCAGUCGUAUGCUGUUCUUGGCAUUGCGCUCGUAGCGAUGGGUGAGGACAUUGGCCAGGAGAUGGUCCUGCGCCAGUUCGGCCACCUGAUGCACUAUGGCGAGGCCAACAUUCGCAAGGCAGUGCCGCUCGCCAUGGGUCUCAUCAGCCCCAGCAACCCCCAGAUGAAAGUCUACGACACACUGUCGAGGUACAGCCACGACAACGACCCUGAAGUAGCCAUCAACGCCAUCUUCGCCAUGGGCAUGCUGGGUGCCGGCACCAACAACGCCAGGCUUGCGCAGUUGCUUCGUCAAUUGGCGAGCUACUACCACCGCGAUCAGGAUGCUUUGUUCAUGGUGCGUAUCGCUCAGGGCCUCCUGCACAUGGGCAAGGGCACUAUGUCGCUAAACCCUUUCCACACCGACCGCCAAAUCCUGUCCCGGGUCGCUGCGGCCGGUCUCAUGUCGACAAUUGUCGCCAUGAUCGAGCCCAAGGAAUUCAUCACCUCCUCGCACCACUACCUCCUCUACUACCUGAUCACUGCCAUGCACCCUCGCUUCCUAGUGACGCUGAACGAGAACCUGGAGCCACUCAAGGUCAAUGUCCGCGUUGGUCAGGCUGUGGACGUGGUAGGACAAGCCGGUCGCCCCAAAACUAUUACGGGAUGGCAGACACAGAGCACGCCUGUGCUGCUGGCCCAUGGCGAGAGGGCCGAGCUCGAGGAUGAGGAAUACUUGAGCCUGAGCAACACGCUAGAGGGCUUGGUCAUCUUGAAAAAGAACCCGGAUUGGGAAGAGGAGAAAUAG